This is a messenger RNA of Pygoscelis adeliae (Adelie penguin), 1575 nucleotides long. RefSeq lists its product as uncharacterized. Bases 1 to 1575 code for a protein of 524 amino acids. Gene Ontology annotation, molecular function: acrosin binding; nucleic acid binding. The transcript has 12 exons. Gene Ontology annotation, biological process: binding of sperm to zona pellucida; positive regulation of acrosome reaction; egg coat formation. Gene Ontology annotation, cellular component: extracellular matrix. The record is from RefSeq and is a predicted model, not a curated record. Lineage: Eukaryota; Metazoa; Chordata; Aves; Sphenisciformes; Spheniscidae.
AUGGGACCCAAAAGUGGCUUGAUCCUCACUCUUCUCUGCUGGGCGGUGGGCGAGGUGCCUGCCUACCCACCCUGGGAUUUCUCCCGGGGUGACCCUGCAAGCCGGGGGGCACGGGCAGACCCCUACUCCUGGUCCUGGGUGGAGGACCCCCAAUCUCAAGCCAUCUCCAGCCGGCAGCCAGUGACGGUGCAGUGCCAGGAGGCUCAGGUGGUGGUCACGGUGCACAGGGACCUCUUCGGCACCGGCCGCUUGGUCAACGCGGCCGACCUGACGCUGGGGCCGGCGGCGUGCAAGCAUUCCUCGCUGAACCCUACCCACAACACCAUCACCUUCACCGCCGGCCUCCACGAGUGCGGCAGCAUCGUGCAGAUCACAACGGAUUCCCUCAUCUACCGCACGCUCCUCAACUACGACCCCAGCCCCGCCAGCAACCCCGUCAUCAUCCGCAGCAACCCUGCCGUCAUCCCCAUCGAGUGCCACUACCCCAGGAGGGAGAACGUGAGCAGCAACGCCAUCCGGCCCACCUGGGCUCCCUUCAGCUCCACGCUGUCGGCGGAGGAGAGGCUGGUGUUCUCCCUGCGCCUCAUGAACGAGUCCGGGGACGUGAAGGCGACCAUCGCCGUCCUCGGCUUCAUCCUCUCCAGCGCCGCCAAGCACAACGUGGACAGCGAGUCCCUGUCGAGCGAGCUGCAGCAGCUGGGGCUGCCCAAAGGUAGGGGGGACCCCCGGGGCGUCACCACGGGCCGGACCCGGGAGAACGUGCUGAAGAACCUGGAUGACAAGGCUUUUGACAAGCCCAUCUGCGAGGCCCUCUUAAACCAGAAGUUUUUCAAUGGAAUUGGGAAUUACCUCCGCGCGGAGAUCCUGUACAGGUUGAAGGUCCCUCCCUUCGAAAAGGCUCGGACCGUGCUGGAGGCCUUGAAGGAUCAGGAGCAGGCGAGGAGGAAGAAGAAUCCUUCCCUGACGCUGAGCAAAAAGCUGAAGCUGAUGCGGCAGAACCCGGAUCUCCUGGAGCUGUGCCACACCGUGCCCAUGGAGGUCAUCGCGGCGGAGAAAAACCUCGUUGACCCAGAUCACUCGGAUAACUACGCCGCUUUCAAGAACUGGCUGCAGUGUUACUUGGUGCCCGGCAUGAGCUCCCUGCGUGACCGCAACGGCAGGACCAUAUGGUUCCAGGGAGAGCCUGGCCCCAUGGCUCCCAAAGGGCAGAGGUCCCGCAAGAAGCGCGCUCAGCUGAAGGCAGAUCCCGAGGCUCUGACCCCCAAGGUCACCAUGCGCGCCUCAAAACGGUGCUCCAGGGCUGCAGCGAAACCCCCGAAGUUGGCCAAGGAGGAGGAGGAGGAGGAGGUGGCUGAUGGGCCGAGGAAGGGACGUGCUCGCGGGAGGAGGAAAGCGACCGCUGCUCCGGCCUCGUCCGAGCCUGAUGCACCGGUCAAAGCCAAAAGAAGCCGCCGGACGUCUGCGCGCAGGGGCAGAGCUGCACCCAGCUGGUGUGGGAAGGAGAAGCUGGGCUUGGUGAUGGGGCUGAUUUACCCAGCGUCCGCCUGCUGUCCUCAGGCAUUUGAGGGGGGAUAA